Lutzomyia longipalpis is the source of this 1319-nucleotide messenger RNA. Its product is annotated as geranylgeranyl transferase type-2 subunit alpha. The transcript is spliced from 2 exons. The coding region runs from base 91 to 1299 and encodes 402 amino acids. Gene Ontology annotation, molecular function: protein binding. The record is from RefSeq and is a predicted model, not a curated record. NCBI's taxonomy places the organism in Eukaryota, Metazoa, Arthropoda, Insecta, Diptera, Psychodidae.
UGAAUCAACAAUAAAUAAAAAUAGUAUUUAAUUGAUGGUACAUUCACAAUUCCUUCUAAAAUUCCGUGAAAAAAAUUCAAAAGUGAAAAGAUGCCAAAUCAGCAGCUCCCUUCAGAUGAGUGCAUCUCCUCAUCGGAUACCAAUGAAUCCAAUUUUUCUUCCGAUAGUCGGGCAUCUAGUGCCAAUAGUCACAACCAUCUCCAAAUUAUAAAUGAAUACGCAAAUUUCCUACCGGAAGAACCACUCUAUGAACCCAUCGUUUUGCCCACUGAACCCUCCCUGGAAGAGCUACUGCAUCAAGUUACGGGAACCAGACGUCUGGAUACAGUUCAAGAGCUCAAGCUUCGUGUUAUAUCCCACCUAACAAGCCUCCAGAGAAUCCAUUCAUUUGUACCGUGUCUCAUUAGUCUCAAUCUCGAUGGGAGCAUUAUUCAUUCGCUGCGAGACUUGGGAUGUCAUCUCAAUCUUAAGCAACUCAAUGUGAGUCGCUGCGGCUUGAGGACACUCGAUGGGACCAGUUGUCUUAUGACGCUUGAAGAAUUAUUUGCCGAUGGGAAUUUCAUUGAAUUCGUUGAACCUUGCUACAAUAUUCCAACCUUAACAACGCUCAGUCUCAAGGAUAACCGAAUUGCCGAUACUGAUUCCAUUGGUUUUCUAUCCCUCUGCCCAAAACUACGUAAUCUGAAUUUGGCUGGCAAUCCCGUGGCACAACUCAAUAAUUACCGUGAGAGAAUUAAAGAGAGCAUCCCACAGCUAAGAAUCCUCGAUGGUGUAACACUCUAUCCAGAACGUUGUGGGAGUUCAACAUCAUCUGAAUGCUAUAGUUCAAGUCUAACAAGCCCCGAAGAGUCUCUAGCUGUGGAAAAUGCCGAUUUUUUCUCUCCAGAAGAAGCUCUAGAUAAGUUUGACGUUGAGCCGCCCGUUGCAAGACCUGCUACAGCAGGAUCUUCAGAAAAUCGUUCAAGUUCGGGAAUUGUAUCUGGAGCACCAGUUUGCGGAAAUAUAAUUUCAAUGAUAAGACGCCGACGUAAGCCAGCUUGGGGUGAAUCUGAAGGCAGUAGUGAGUCAUCGAGCUCUCGAGAUUCACCACAGCUUCUUGGCAAAUCUUUCCCCAUGCAAUUGCCCCAGAGUUCUGUGGAUCUUGAAUUGGGUGUUUGUGGAACUUCACAAGCAUCUACGUCCAGAGAACAGGACACAACAACUGAGAAUCUCCUUGCGGCAGCUAGAAAAUGGAGGCAGAAUCAUCAGAGAACCAAAGCUUCAAUACAGAGAAUAAGUAGUGCAAGAAGUGAGAAAUAGAAUGUUCUCUGCGUUCUAUG